Messenger RNA from Fusarium sp. VM40, 1155 nucleotides. The record is from the annotation of a GenBank genome assembly. NCBI's taxonomy places the organism in Eukaryota, Fungi, Ascomycota, Sordariomycetes, Hypocreales, Nectriaceae.
AUGAUCGCCAACAAGCUCACCAUCCUUACCGCUACCGCCGCUCUUCUUGAGCCGGCUCUUGCCCUCGGCCACCGUCACGCCCACCAGCAGCACGCCCAGAAGCGUGGCGACUGGAUCACCGCUACCAUUGACGGUCAGGUUGUCUCUUGGGAGAACAACUACUUCGGUGGUGCUGCUCCUGCUGCUACUCAGCCCGCUGCUUCCCAGCCCGAGGCUCCUGCCGCUCCCGCUCCUGUUGCCCCUCAGCCUACUACCAUCAUCAAGGUCGCCAAGCCCUCCCAGGCCGCUAAGCCCGCCUCCAAGCCCGCUGCUGAGCAGAAGGAGUCCCAGAAGGCUGCUGCUGCCCCCAAGAAGGCUGUCUUCAAGGAGCAGGCUGUCAAGGCUCAGGCCACCACCCCCAAGAAGACCAAGACCAGCUCCAGCUCUUCUUCUGGUGGCUCCGUUGGCUUCUCCCACAAGCGAGGUGUCUGCUACAACGAUGUUGAUCUUGCCAACACCUUCGCCGGUGAGUGUGAGAACUGUGGUUGGGGUUACAACUGGGACUCCGACUCCGGCGGUCUCAAGGGCCUCAACUUCAUUCCUACCCUCUGGAAUGACCAGCCUCUCCAUACCGACCGCUUCGGUGCCAACUGUGCUAAGGCUCUCGAGAACGGUGCCAAGGCCAUCUUCAGCUUCAACGAGCCUGACAACAAGGGCCAGGCUGACAUGACCCCCGCUGCGGCUGCCGCGGCCCACGUCAAGUGGAUGAACCCUUACUCUGGCAAGGCUCUGAUCGGUGCUCCUUCCAUCAGCAACAGCGGUCUCGCUAUGGAGGGUGUUGAAUGGCUCACCAACUUUGUCUCCGAGUGUGAGAGCGCGGGUUGCAAGUACGACUUCUGCAACGUCCACUGGUACUCCGAGGUCCAGUACGGCGAGACUCUCUUUGACCACCUCGAGGCCUCACACAAGGCCUGUGGUGGCAAGCCCAUCUGGCUCACCGAGUUCGCCCCUACUGGCUCUGACGAUGAGAUCGCCAAGUGGCUCAAGGAGGCCAUCCCUCGCCUGGAGGCCCUCGACUACCUUGAUGCUUACUCCUACUUCAAGGUCGAGACUGGCAUGCUCAUGACCGGUCCUUCCGAGCUCAGCACCUACGGCAGCGUCUACGCCUCCGCUUAA